Messenger RNA from Scomber japonicus (chub mackerel), 1257 nucleotides. RefSeq lists its product as uncharacterized. The record is from RefSeq and is a predicted model, not a curated record. The coding region runs from base 1 to 1257 and encodes 418 amino acids. NCBI's taxonomy places the organism in Eukaryota, Metazoa, Chordata, Actinopteri, Scombriformes, Scombridae. The transcript is spliced from 8 exons.
AUGGCUAUACAAGCGAGCCUACCCAUGAUCCUCAACAAACAGGCAGAUGUUGUGGCUCCCCAGCAGCCAGCAGCCAGUCAGCCCAGCACAGGUGCUGGCAAUACCAAUCAGCCCAGCUGCUCCUCAUCGUCAUCAGGACUGCCUGAGUAUAAGAGGAGGCUGAGAAGGGGCGCCCGUCGCCUGAACGUUGACUACUGUGGCUCCCUCCGUAUUCCCAGUGUCUCCUCGCUCAUCCGAAGCUCCCCUCAACCGCCUCCUGGAUCCUCUUCCCUCACACCUCUCCCAGGAAACUUCCCCCUUACCUCCUUGGUCAGCGCCCCCUCAUUCUUAGAGUCAAGCUCCAGAUGUUGUUCCAAUCUCACCCGCACCCACAAACACAAGUUUGAACUCAACUCCAGUAGUCAGCUCACUUUCCACCUCCUUACCUCCACUCAACUCCUCAACUCCACGCACCACGACAACUUCUGCCGUGCCUUCACCCAUGCAAGCAACUAUCCACACACCUUCUUCCACCUUGUCAAAAAAUGUCUCAAACAACUCAAAGUAUUUCUGCCAGAAUGUGACCUCCAUGCUCUGCGUCCUCCAGCCACCACUGCUCCUGUAUACACCUCAAAAGAGAUCUCACCCACAACCACUCCAACCAACAAUGAUACAGACUCUCAAACAACCAGCAAUCUCACUCAGACCUCUCUUCCAAUCACCCAGUCCACCACCAAAGAGAAUCAAACCACUGCAGGUUCUUACACUGUUACACCUUUCAAGACUGGCUUCAUGAUCAACAUCACAAACUCUCCCCUUGGCAACUACACCAUCCAUGUUAAAGAAAAAGACCAAAAUGAGGCUAGCAACGAAGUUUUUCAGCACACCAAUCAAAACUCACUGCAUUAUAUCAGCAACCUGAAGCCCUGUACUGUCUAUGAGCAUAAUGUGACAUUUAGUAAUGCUAGCAUAGAAACCUGUAUGCCGCUCAGUAAUGAAAAUACAAAGACGACAAACCCAAUGAUUGAUGGAGACAUUAAACCUGUCAGCUGUGACCCUGGAUCUCUUUGUUUCAACACUGACUGGAACAUCACCUCUGUGAAAAUAACAGCAAAUAAUAUUGCAGCCCAAGUGAUGCCAUGCCGAAGUGACAAUAAAGUAUUCUGUAUCAGACCUGAUUUCAAUGACAUUUGCACAAAUCUGACGACAAUUUUCACUGCAGAAAAAUGUGGGAACUCUUCCUUUAACUUUACCCAUCAUAUCAGUGCUGGUAUGUAA